Messenger RNA from Cryptococcus amylolentus CBS 6039, 2501 nucleotides. RefSeq lists its product as hypothetical. Gene Ontology annotation, biological process: transmembrane transport. The transcript is spliced from 11 exons. Gene Ontology annotation, cellular component: membrane. The coding region runs from base 634 to 2088 and encodes 484 amino acids. NCBI's taxonomy places the organism in Eukaryota, Fungi, Basidiomycota, Tremellomycetes, Tremellales, Cryptococcaceae. The record is from RefSeq and is a predicted model, not a curated record. Gene Ontology annotation, molecular function: transmembrane transporter activity.
CCUCCAUGCAAUGAAGGGUGUACACCGGCGCGAUAUGCCAAGAGCACCCUCUAGAAUUUCUAUGUGGUACGCCCAGUCUCUCUCUGAUCCUCGCCGCCGUUCCAGGCAAUCGGCUGCAAAAAGUUGCCGCCCGCGAAAGUAGCCUCCGCCUCCGAUUUGGGACUGUUUUUCUGUGGUGAUUGGGCACAUGACGAAGGCUGGCAAGCUUGAAUUAGUAAAGAUAUCCAUCUGCAAGUAUCCACCUCCCAUCUUAUCUCUGAUUAGCGCCUUAUCGGAGGUCAAUCGGGGUUUAUGUCACUACCGUCUCUCACGGCCCGGCCGGACCUCAGCGGGCCUGGGCGGGCCACUCACGGGCCCUACGAUCCGGAGGGACCCCACAGAGCCCCACACGCACCUGGGGGCUUGUUAUCGCAGUCUUUGAGGGGUAUGAUGAUCAGCCUCGGCAAUUGGAAAGUUGGUGAGACACCGAACAUGGUCAGAUGAUCAUUCGAUCGCAAGGUGGAGGAAGUACGGCCUCUCCAGUCAUACGGCGCGUGAAAAUUAGCACGAAUAAGACAAUGAGCAUUGGUAUAUAAGAUGCCCCAUGCUGCUGUAUGCCCAGACGAAAGCCCAGACGACGAUUGAUCCCGCACCAUGCCCUCAGCAGACGCCACAGACUUUGUGCCCUCCGCCCUAGCUCCCAUCUCGCAGCUCAAGGACAUUGAAGCCAAUAAGGGUACCACCGAGCACGUCGAGAACGCUUCUAUCAAGGACGAAGCUCGGGAAAUAGUCCAGUAUGAUGCUCAAGAGGACACCACCAAACCCCGGACUGGCUUGAGGAAGCUCUUGAGGCGAAACCCUUCCGUCGAGUUUAUUCAGGACGUUGCGCUGGCGAAUGAGACUGAGCUCGACCCUGGAGAGGUGAAGAGGGUUGAGCGAAAGAUAUGGUGGCUUAUUGUCCCUGCCCUUGCCAUUGACUAUGCCUUCUACUACAUCGACAAGACAACACUUAGUUAUGCGGCUCUCUUCGAUUUCAAGUCAGAUCUCAACCUUUCUGGUACCGACUACUCCAACCUCUCAUCCAUCUUCUACGUCGGCUGGAUAAUCUGGGCCAUACCCGGCAACCUCCUGCUCGCAAAGUUCCCUCUCGCCAAAUACUUGUCUGUCAACAUCUUCCUAUGGGGCGUCUUCCUCAUGGUCCAAGGUGCUUCGAAGGAUUACGGGGAUAUGGUAGCUUUCCGAUUCGUUUCGGGUAUGUUCGAAGCUGUUGCAGACCCGUGCUUUGUCGCCAUCACCGGAAUGUGGUUUACGCGAAAACAACAGCCUACGAUCAUCGGUCUUUGGUACAGUUUCAAUGGUGUUGGUAUUGCCAUCGGCGGGCUGUUCGGCUAUGGCAUAGGUCAUAUCAAAGGCAACCUUGCCUCGUGGAGAUACGAAUUCAUUAUCAUCGGCGCCCUCUGUUCCGGCUGGGCAAUCGUCAUGGCCAUCCUCAUCCCCGACUCUCCCCACAGCUCCCGCUGGUUCACCCGUCGCGAAGCCGUCGUUGUCAUGUCGCGUAAACGAAACGACUAUCACACUGUCGAGAAGCGGCAGUUGAAGAUGGGCCAGAUUGUGGAGACGUUGACGGACCCGAAGAGUUAUUUGUACUUCUUUUUGGGGUUCUUUGCCAAUGUUCCCAAUGGGGCGACGAGCAACUUCGGGACGCUGGUCAUUAAAGGCCUUAACUUCUCCACAAUGCAAACUACCCUCCUCCAGAUCCCCUACGGCACUUUCAUCGCCCUGAUGAUCUACCUCGCCAUCUACAUCAACCACAAAACCCACCACCUGAACAUCCGUACCUACCUUAUGGCUACCGUCACUAUCAUGACAGUGGUGGGCUUUGCGCUGAUGGCGUUUACGACAGCCACUGCGUCGAGGCUGAUCGGGUACUAUCUUACGGGGUCGAGUAAUGCGGUCUUUGUGUUGGCACUGUCGCUAGUAUCGGGCAAUGUCGGGGGGACGACGAAGAAAGUUCUGAGCUCGGCUGCGAUCUUCUUGGGUGUUGCUUUGGGCAACAUCGUCGGUCGUAAGUCACAUCUCCUUCAAGUCUAUCGUCCGAUUUCAAUCUGACGUCUCGUCUAGCAUACUCAUUCCUCUCCUCCGAAGCGCCUAUCUACAAGACUGGAACGAUCGUCUGCAUGUGUUCUCGUGCCGCCGAAAUCAUCGUCAUCCUCCUCCUCCGUCUUUGCUUUGUGGUUCCCAAUAAGAAGAGGAACCAGAAGUUUGAUGAAGGGGAUGAAGAGUAUGACCCGGCGGUCCAGGUAUUUGAGGAUCUCACGGACAAGGAGAAUGGGCACUUUCGAUAUGUUGCUUGAUGGAGGAGUUAUGGGUCUUGUACUGGUGCAGAGAUCUUACCUUCUGGGAUUGUGUAUUAUAGUAUAGUAUUAUAACGGGUUUUUUCUAGAGCGACGCGAAUCAGAAGCCAGCGGAAGGGUUAAUGUCAUGUUGUAAAGAGAAAAACAAUCAAGUGAUGUACUGUGAAC